Salvelinus fontinalis (brook trout) is the source of this 2835-nucleotide messenger RNA. RefSeq names its product forkhead box J2 (gene foxj2). Gene Ontology annotation, cellular component: nucleus. NCBI's taxonomy places the organism in Eukaryota, Metazoa, Chordata, Actinopteri, Salmoniformes, Salmonidae. Gene Ontology annotation, biological process: regulation of transcription by RNA polymerase II. The record is from RefSeq and is a predicted model, not a curated record. The transcript is spliced from 9 exons. Gene Ontology annotation, molecular function: RNA polymerase II cis-regulatory region sequence-specific DNA binding; DNA-binding transcription factor activity, RNA polymerase II-specific. The coding region runs from base 378 to 2396 and encodes 672 amino acids.
GGGGAGGAGUGGAUGACCUCAUUCAGGGGCAGACUGAAAGGGAGGGAAAGAAAGAGAGGGAGAGAAAAAGGAAGCAGUCUGCUAUACAUUUUUUUUCUCCACACACUGAAACUUUCAAAAAGAGAAAAGACGAUAAGAGCUGGUGAGGAUCAACCGAUUGGGAAUGAGAGCGAGAGAUAAAGAAAGAGGGAGGAAUAACACUAACCUGACACUGAGUAUACUGCACAACUGAUGAGAACAUCAAAUAUUACGUGUUUGAGGCCUUGGGGCCUUCAUUGACCAAGGAGGGAGAGCAGGUGGGCACUUCUGGUCCUGGAGGGUUGCAGUGUGUACAGGCUUUUAUUCCAACCCUCAGAGCCCUGACAGAGAGAGAGAGCAUGUCUUCUAACUUGGACUCCAGUCUAACCAGCAUAGACUGGCUCCCCCAGCUGGGAAUCAGCUCACUGCAAUCAGGAAGAGAGAGAGGAGGAGAAGAGGGGGAGAGAAAGAAAGAGAGAGGGAGAGAGAGAAGUGAUCUUCCUCCCCCCAUCCCUGCCCCCUUUCCUUCCUCUGGAUCCAAAGCCAAGCCCCCUCACAGCUAUGCCACCCUCAUCGCUAUGGCGAUAGGCGCAGCCCCCGGCAGGAAGUUGAGUUUGAAUGACAUCUACAUGUGGAUCAGUGACAUGUUCCCCUACUACAGCAGAUCUGGCAGGGGAUGGAAGAACUCCAUCCGCCAUAACCUGUCCCUCAAUAAAUGCUUCCGGAAGGUUCCUCGACCCCAAAGUGACCCUGGGAAGGGUUCCUAUUGGAUGAUGGACGGCCCCUCAGAGCUCAAUCCGCUGAGGGGAACCAAGCGUCCGUAUCCAGCUGAAGAGGAGGAGGGGUCCAUCCAGGUCCCCAAUGUCUCAGUGAUGCAGGCAGAGAAACAGCAUUCACCCCAGACAGACCAUUAUACGUCUUUAGCAUCUCCACAGAGAGACCAUUAUACGUCUUUAGCAUCUCCACAGACAGACCAUUAUACGCCUUUAGCAUCUCCACAGAGAGACCAUUAUACGCCUUUAGCAUCUCCACAGAGAGACCAUUAUACGCCUUUAGCAUCUCCACAGACAGAUCAUUAUACGCCUUUAGCAUCUCCACAGACAGACCAUAAUACGCCUUUAGCAUCUCCACAGGAACCCAGUCAACAACUAUCCCCCCCACCAUGCAAGCAACGGCCACCCUAUAUGCAGUCCCCUGUCUCCUCUCUACCUUUCCCCCAUGAGACUGUCUCCCCAUCUACUGCCUCUGCUACUCUCCCCUCUCUUUCGGUCCCUCACUCUCUCCCCUCUCUUUCUGUCCCUCACUCUCUCCCCUCUCUUUCUACCCCUCACUCUCUCCCCUCUCUUUCUAUCCCUCACUCUCUCCCCUCUUUUUCUAUCCCUCACUCUCUCCUCUCUCUUUCUGUCCCUCACUCUCUCCCCUCUCUUUCUACCUCUCACUCUACUGUCUCAUAUUCUGUCUCCCCUCAAACUCUCCCUUCUUCUGUUCCCACUCUCUCUGUUCCCACUCUCUCUGUUCCCGCUUUCUCUGUUCCCUCUCUUUCUGUCCCAUCUCUUAAUGUUGCCCCCACCUACGCCUCGUCACACUCCUGUGAUCCCCUUCUCCAUUUCUCCUUCUCUGAUCUGAAUCUGCCAGACCUCUAUACCUCCUUCCAGUCCCUCUGCAGAAGCGUCAGGGAGAGAGUGGCCUCGCAAUCGGACGUGGGUCCCUUAUUUGUGUUGACCAAUGACAGUACCUCACUGCACACCCCAACCCUCCCCCCUUUGUCCCCUCACCUUGUACCCUCUGUAGCGCCCAGGCCUCCUCCUGAGGCAGACAGACUGUCUCACAGCAGUGUGGUGCCAGCAGACUGGUUCAGUACUACAGACACUCUGAAGGAGAGCUUUAGGGUCGCCAGCAGUCUGGACUGGGCCAACAUUGACCUUACUAGCCACCCAGACCUCCUGGAGAGCAUGCGCCAGGCCGAGCUCUGUGAUUGGGCGCUGGAGCCGACGCUCUUCACUUCACUCUGUGACUCGUUGAACCGUUUCUUCACUCAGAAGGGCCUAAUUGGCUCGUCCUCCGGUAACAACUCCCCAUUGGCCCAUGGUGCACCUCAAUCUCUGCUCCUCCCACCCCUUACUCACAACACCCCCACCCUGGCCACCCUAACCCACCCCUCUCCCCUGGCCCCCCCCUCCAGCAGUGGUCAGCCCCCCAGGAGGCCCCUCCACCCCCAAACUCAGGGUGUACAGAGGCCCCACCUGACCCAACCUGGAGCUCCUCAGACCAAUGCUGGGAUCCAACUUCAACCUAAACCCCGUCCCCCUAUGAAACAUCUCCAUAACAACAGCGAGGAGAUCCAAGAUGACUUUGACUGGGACUCUCUGAUCGCCUGACAGAGUGGAUUCUGUUUGCCUCACGAUUACAUUCAGGAAGUCUACUGGAUCAGUGCUGCCCGCUGGCACAGAUCUAGGAUCAGCUUACUCUCCCCAAAACGAACCUGGACCACUGGGAGGAAACAUGCAAAACUGAACAUAGAUCAGUAUCUAGGGGAAACUUCCUCCUACUCCGAGGGGCCUCCCAUACAAAACACUACACCCUAUAUUCAGCUGCCUCACCACACACGCUACUCUUCACAGUGAGGAUGGUCAUUGGUACACUAUGACUGAAUGCAGUAUUGCUGGAGCGAAAUGGUUGAAGUUUUUUGGUUCCUAUUUUCCUUAUUUUCUGCAAUUGUAUCCCUAUCUGGAAGUCUUCACAGAAGCUUCUGGACAUGCAUAUAUGCUCCAACUGACAGAGGAGACUUCAUAUGUUAAUAAAAUACUAUAAAAUGAA